UGACUAGAUCAAGACUAUAAUCACAUUUGAACUUCAUUUAACAGAUAAAUAUGGGGCGGAAAUCAACAAAAGGGAAAGAAAGGAAAAAGAAACGAAAGGAGGAAAAUGCCAAGUACGAUGCAUCCCUGGCGAAAGUGGAAGCUGCGAACAAGAUACCAGACCCCCUAGAGUUAGUGGCACCUUUCAAAAAAUUCGAGAGGAAUGGUUUGAAGUUGAAAAUUGAGUGCAAAAAGGUGACUGGUAUGGAGAAAGAGCUGAUUGACUGGGCAUUUCAACUGACCAAGGCCAACAUGCAGAAAAUGUAUGAAGAGAGUGAUUGGGGAUGGAAAGAUAAGGAUAAAUACACAGAAAUGACAGAGGAGAAAGCCCAGUACCUGAUCGCCUCCGACGUCACAACUGGUAAGCCUGUGGCCUUCACUCACUUCCGCUUCGACAUGGAGUUGGAUGAGGAAGUUGUGUACUGUUAUGAAAUACAGUUGGAAACAGAAUGUCGCCGUAAAGGCCUGGGUAAAUUUUUAAUGCAGAUUCUGGAGUUACUGGCUUACAAGACAGAAAUGACUAAAGUGAUGCUGACUACAUUUAAGAACAACAAAGUCUCCCAAGAUUUCUUCAAGAAAACAAUGAAGUAUGAAGUUGAUGAGAUAUCUCCAGAAGAUCCAUUGUUUGAUGACGGCUACCAUUACGAAAUCCUCAGCAAAUCUAUUAAACCUAAAGCUAAACCCGCAACCACAGACUCGGUUACCACAACAGACGCACAGCCCGUCACAGCCAGCUGAUGAUGGGGGUUCAUAUCACAGUUUGUAACAGAGGGCUGUGUAGGGGAUUAAAUAACAGCUUGUAACUGCUGGCUCUGGAGGGGGGGGGGGUUAGCUCACACCCAGAUAAUGAUGGGGUGGGGUAAGGGGGAUGGGUUAUAUCUUAGAACUAUGAUGCUUUGAAUCAUAGCUUUUAACAUCAAGCUGAGAAGACUUUUAUAAAGAUGUGAAGAAUUGGCUCCAUUAUGUCCACAGACUCACAGGUUGUGUGAAGAAUUUACUGCAUAUAUUGAUAAUAUUUGAAUUUAUGUUUUGCAUAUUGAUCAUAAACAGUGUAGAAAAUGAUCAUGUUUUUGAUUUGUUACAAUGACUGCAGUACAGAUUGAUUUCUUUGUAAAUGAAGAAUACUUUUCCUUUUGAUAUACAUGAACUUAUUUCUGAUACAGUUUUCAAAAAUUUUCAAUGUAUUGAUAAUUCUCCAUAAAUUCCUUAUGUAACUGUCUUGAAUGUGUUUCAUAACUUAGCAUGUCUUUAUAAUACAAUCAGAGUGGAUUAAAGAAAAUGAACAUCAAUGCACAUCUACAUACAGUAACUGAGUGUUGAUUCUAAAAUUAAUAUUCAAGUCUUUGUGAUGCAUAAUGGGACUUGAAUAAACCACAUCAAAAACA
Saccostrea echinata is the source of this 1423-nucleotide messenger RNA. Its product is annotated as N-alpha-acetyltransferase 40-like. The record is from RefSeq and is a predicted model, not a curated record. Bases 51 to 776 code for a protein of 241 amino acids. Gene Ontology annotation, cellular component: nucleus. Gene Ontology annotation, molecular function: histone H2A acetyltransferase activity; protein N-terminal-serine acetyltransferase activity; histone H4 acetyltransferase activity. NCBI's taxonomy places the organism in Eukaryota, Metazoa, Mollusca, Bivalvia, Ostreida, Ostreidae. The transcript is spliced from 9 exons.